CUUCUUUUUCAACUUCCUUUCUUUUCCAACUUCUUUUCUUGUUUUUUCUCGUUUUUGUCCAUUCUCCAAUAUUCUCCACCACCUAGCUAUACCAACUAAGCUAGCUCUGCAGCUUAUUUUCUAAUCAGUUAACCUAAUAAGAGAAUGAAGGAGAGUGGUGGUAGAAAACAAGGAGCAAUAUCACCAUGCGCGGCGUGCAAGCUUCUGAGGAGGCGAUGCGCGCAGGAUUGUGUGUUUGCUCCCUAUUUUCCAGCUGAUGAACCCCAGAAGUUUGCCAGCGUUCAUAAGGUCUUUGGUGCUAGCAAUGUCAACAAGAUGUUGCAGGAACUUCCAGAGCACCAACGAAGUGAUGCAGUGAGCUCAAUGGUAUAUGAAGCAAAUGCAAGAGUUAGAGAUCCAGUGUAUGGCUGUGUUGGAGCAAUAUCAUCUUUACAACAACAAAUUGAUGUUCUCCAAACCCAAUUGGCCAUAGCACAAGCAGAAGUAGUCCACAUGAGAAUGCACCAACUCCCUUCCACACCCAAUCCGCCCACCAACUUAUCAGAUCAAAAUAACGGCAACUCCUCAACCAAGCAUAAUACCAAGUCCUUUUUUACCAUGGACAUGGUGAUAGAUCAUCAUCAGUCUAAUAAUAUGGGAGAGUCUUUAUGGUCAUGUUAGUUAUACAUGUCAUUAUAUAUAGGUAUAUAUAUAUGCCGUAUAUUUGAUCUUUCUCAUUUUAUCUAUUUUCUUGUCACUAUGCAGAGCAUCAUGGGCUUGCUUUUUGUUGUCUGCCUUCUUUUACCUUUUUUUUUCAUUUUUCUUAGAUAUUACAUAUAUAUUUGUGGGAAGCAUGCAUCUCUAUUUGAAGAGAUCAUGAUCAU
Molecule: messenger RNA, 863 nt
Organism: Morus notabilis
Lineage: Eukaryota; Viridiplantae; Streptophyta; Magnoliopsida; Rosales; Moraceae
Product: LOB domain-containing protein 4
Exons: 3
Coding region: 145-660 (171 amino acids)
Source: RefSeq, a predicted model, not a curated record